This is a messenger RNA of Amphiprion ocellaris (clown anemonefish), 1316 nucleotides long. It is a transcript of the gene mplkip, whose product is annotated as M-phase specific PLK1 interacting protein. The record is from RefSeq and is a predicted model, not a curated record. The coding region runs from base 115 to 546 and encodes 143 amino acids. NCBI's taxonomy places the organism in Eukaryota, Metazoa, Chordata, Actinopteri, Pomacentridae. The transcript has 2 exons.
GUUUCCGUCAUUAUCGUUGCUUUGUUUCCGUCUGUGCACUCCGGUUCUCCAGUAUCAGAACCCUCCGCUCCACCAAAUCCAGGACCAGGACCAGGCUCUGCUAUUCUUGCUCGGAUGUAUCGCGCUCCGAUUAGACCUCAGCGGAGUCCCGCAGCUCCUCAGGCGGCUGGAAGGUAUCCUUCCCCGUCUCCGUGUUGGGGCUUUCCCGGAGCUCGCUCCCCGUACGGAGGUUCCGGACACCGCGGAGGUUCCCCUCGGGGCUGCCCGCCCUGCUCUCCCGGUUCUCCCGUGUACUCCCCGGACUCCCACCGAGGGUACAUGGGCGCUUCUCCGGGCGGAUUCGGCGGGGACUCGCGGAGCUUCGACGGUCAGAGGCGGCGCAGAGGAGACGGUUUCAGGCGGCCUCAGUCCUUCUCUCCCUGUGGAACUCCGAACCUCCAGUCUUCAGACGCUUCAGUGGAAAAAUAUUUCAGUCCAUCAAUGAUGCAGGAUCCCUGGAAAAGUCUGCAGCCAAUCACAGCCGCCGCCGUCAGGAGGACAAUGUGAUGUAAGCAACAACAGACCGACAGAAACAACAACCGACGGAAACAACAACCGACAGAAAUGACAGACAGGAACAACAACAGACGGAAACAACCACCAACAGAAACAACAACCAAUAGAAACAACAACAGACAGAAACAACAACCGACAGAAACAACAACCAACGGAAACAACCACCAACGGAAACAGACAGAAACAACAACCAACAGUAACAAUAACCAACGGAAACAACAAGAGACAGAAACAAUAACUGACGAAAACAGACAGGAACAACAACCAACGGAAAUAAAAACAGACAGAAACAACAACAGACAAACAACAACCGACGGAAACAACAGACAGUAACAACAACAGACAGGAACAACAACGGCCGAAACCACCAACAGAAACAACCGACGGAAACAACAACCGACAGAAACAACAACCAACGGAAACAAGACAGAAACGACCACCGACAGAAACAACCGAAUGUAACAACAGACAGAAACAAUAACUGACAGAAACAACAGACAGAAGCAACAACAGACGGAAACAGGAACCGACAGAAACAACAGACGUGACGACAAAGUGAAAGUCGUCAGCAAGAAACAGAUCUGAGGUCUGAGUCACCAGCAGCUUCAGGGAUCAAUCGCUUUGAUUUGAUGUUUCUAAUGAUCAACUGAUGUGUGAACACUUUUUUAACCAUUUUUUAUUCACAGUUUGUAAAAAGAAAAAUUAAGUUGUUUUUUUGUUAUUUUUGUUCUUAUUAAAAGAACAAAAAAAUGUGCUUUAAA